Rubroshorea leprosula is the source of this 1590-nucleotide messenger RNA. Lineage: Eukaryota; Viridiplantae; Streptophyta; Magnoliopsida; Malvales; Dipterocarpaceae. The record is from the annotation of a GenBank genome assembly.
ACUAGUCAUCCUCAGGACAUGGGUUCCCAAAUUCUCUUGCGUUUUCUCUGUCGACUGUAGUCCGAAGGCUAUAAAUUUUACAUCUUUUUCCUCCAUUGCCUUUACCUCCAAUAAAGACGAUGUUAAAGGCAUGGAAAUGGUACCAGAGCUGUCUGUCCCUUCAUCCGGUCAAGACGCAGGUAGUUAGCUCGGGGUUUCUCUGGGGCAUUGGCGAUAUCGCUGCUCAAUAUAUCACACACUCCACCGUUAAAAAACGCCUUCAAUCUCCGGAUGCAGAUGGAGAAUUUAAAAUCAACUGGAAACGAGUAGCUACCACAAGUGUGUUUGGAUUUGGCUUCGUUGGACCAGUUGGCCACUUCUGUUCACAUCAUGACCUUGCAACAGCUUAGAAGCCACCUCAUGGCAAGGAUAUCUAUGUAUAAAUUCAGGAAACUUGCCGUAUUUCCUCAAAUAUUAAAAUCCCAAUCUGCAUGUUAUAAAUGCUCAAGCUGUUAUAGUAAAUGGUUUCUGAACCGUAGAAAUGUCAACUUGGAUUUAAAAGUUUGUUUUAGAUUGAUUUGCUCUGUCAAAAACAUUCAACACUGUUGCAUAUGGUAAAACAUUUUUUUCAAUAGUAUAUGGUAAAAUAUGUGUAAGCCUUGAUGAUAACUUGACAUUUUUAUGAACUGAUGCAAAGUCCAUCUUACAAAUGUUUGAUAUAUUACCGAAUCUAAAUAUGAGGGUUGCCUUUCAAAGUAGGAUAUUAAGCACGUAUGAGAAACCACGUAAAGAAAUUGGAUUAUUUCUUCUGAGCUUGAGAGCAGUUGAGAAUGUACUUAUUAAUUUAAAUUGGCCAUUUCUGUUGGGAGGAAAUGUUGCCACUGUCUUAUCGAGAUGCACAGUGUUAUAACCUGUGAAAUUAUCACAUAUAAGAGGAUUAUGUCUUGUACCCUGAGUACUGGCCCUUUCUCCUUGCAGGUAUGAAGGUUUGGACAGAUUCAUAAGGCUGAGGCUUUGUUACCAGCCCAAGUCAGUGAAGUUUGUUGCUACAAAAGUAGCAAUGGAUGGACUCAUCUUUGGCCCCUUUGAUUUGUUUGUGUUUUUCACUUACAUGGGGUUUUCCACUGGCAAGAGUGUUGCUCAAGUGAAGGAAGCUGUGAAGCGGGAUUUCAUCCCAGCCUUAGUCUUAGAAGGUGGUGUAUGGCCACUUGUGCAGGUUGUGAAUUUCCGGUAUGUUCCUGUGAGAUACCAACUCCUCUAUGUCAACAUUUUCUGCUUGUUAGACAGUGCGUUUUUGUCAUGGCUUGAACAACAGAAGGAUGCUCCAUGGAAGCAAUGGUUUAACAAUUUCACCUCAUUCAAGGAAGGAGGAGGUCAGAGUGGCUUAUGACACUUUCUCACUUCAAUUGUAAUUUCUUUCUUUUUUCCCCCUUUUUGCUCCUCUAUCAUAUUUCUGCAGUCUACAUCUGAAUAAUGUACUGUUGAAAGAAUUAAGAAACAACAUCCCAGAAAAAUGCCAACUGGGAUUUUAGAAGUUGGGAUUUGGGGAGAAAUUUAACUGUUACAUUAUCUUUAAUCAAUACUGGCUUCAAAUGAAAAGGAAUCACAGGA